AAUGCACCGGGUCCAGAUCCCGAUAAGCAAACAUGGCGGCAUUUCCUAAUUUGACGCUUCUUUGAACUUAUCUGUGUGAACAAUUUUCCUUGGUUAAUUUCCCCCUCCUUUUGUUUUAAUGUUCAUAAAGGUGUAUUAAUUUACUCGCAGUCCUCUUGUCUGUCGUUUUCCUCAUUUGUGACUCUUUUUAGCCUAAAUCUUUGGUUAACGGAAAUCGAGAAAAGUGUCGAGUCGACGCCUGACAGACAGAGGAGUCACGUUUGCUGGAGCUCUGCCAUGAAGGAGGCUAUUUCUCUGGUGCAGAAACUCAGCGCACACCCAGAUUCUCGGUGCUGGUUCGUCAGUUGGAGCCCGAGCGGUGCGCUGCUGGCUUCGUGUGGUGGCGAUAAGGCCAUCCGGAUAUGGGGACAGGAAGGUGACUCUUGGGUUUGUAAAAACGUUCUGCAGGACGGACACCAGCGCACUGUGAGGAAAGUAGCCUGGUCUCCCUGUGGGAACUAUCUGGCCUCCGCCAGCUUCGAUGCGACGACAUGCAUCUGGAAAAAGAAGAACGACGACUUUGAGAGCUUAACUGUGUUGGAAGGUCAUGAAAACGAGGUCAAAUGCGUGGCGUGGGCCCCUUCAGGGACUUUGCUGGCCACUUGUAGCCGAGACAAGAGUGUCUGGGUUUGGGAAGUGGACGAAGAAGAUGAGUACGAGUGUGUUACAGUGGUGAACUCGCACACACAAGAUGUAAAGCAUGUUGUGUGGCAUCCCACGCAAGAGCUCUUGGCUUCUGCCAGCUACGACAACAACAUCUGUAUUUACAAGGAGGAGGAUGAUGACUGGGAGUGCAGGGCCACUCUGCAGGGACACACGUCCACCGUCUGGAGUUUGUGUUUCGACGUGACGGGACAGAGGCUGGCGUCUUGCAGCGAUGACCGCACUGUGAAGAUUUGGAAGGAGUAUCCAAGUGAGAGUGGUGAUUUGUCAUGGAAGUGCGUUUGCACUCUGUCGGGUUAUCAUGGACGAACAGUGUACGACAUUGCCUGGUGUCGACUGACCGGUGCCCUAGCAACUGCCUGUGGCGACGACGCCAUACGAGUGUUUAGGGAGGAUCUCGCGGCCCAUGCAGAUGAGCCGGUGUUCUCGCUGGCUGCUCAGGUGAAGAAGGCUCACUGUCAGGAUGUGAACUGCGUCGCCUGGAACCCAAAGGAGGCCGGCCUCCUGGCCUCCUGCAGUGAUGAUGGAGACAUUGCAAUUUGGAGGUUUCAAGAAGAAGACUGAACCUGCUGUGGAGACACCAGCAAUUGGAUGAAACCCUGUGCUGAACUUAAAUGUUCUUUUCUUUUGCUAUAUAAAGUCAUGCUUAUACAGUUAUCUUUAUAAAUCUGAAUGAUUGUAAAAUGUAAAGUUUAAGUUCUAUUUUUAUUCACAAAAGUGAUGAUGGGUGUGCUGGUUAACUGUUUUUAGUCCUACAACUUAAAAGGAGCAAGAAACUAGUUCUGUUCUGUUUACAUCUAAAUACAUCUUUAUAGCAAAAAGCAGGUUUUCUGUAAAAAAAUGAUUUAAAUAAAGCCUCAAACCCUUGGAGUGA
Oryzias latipes (Japanese medaka) is the source of this 1576-nucleotide messenger RNA. RefSeq names its product cytosolic iron-sulfur assembly component 1 (gene ciao1). Gene Ontology annotation, cellular component: cytosolic [4Fe-4S] assembly targeting complex. Gene Ontology annotation, molecular function: protein binding. Lineage: Eukaryota; Metazoa; Chordata; Actinopteri; Beloniformes; Adrianichthyidae. The record is from RefSeq and is a predicted model, not a curated record. Gene Ontology annotation, biological process: iron-sulfur cluster assembly.